CCCGUAUUUUAUUUACUUCAUUCAUCAAAACCCUAAGCCCUAAAUUGAACUCCUUCGCGCCACCAUACAAAACUUGAGCAGAGUACAAUUCCUACUCCGGCGUGAUAUUCGGGUUCGGAGGACAUUGUAUCAUCACACUGAAAACGAAAAAAAGAAAACAUUUAAUUGUCACGAUACAUUAUCUGAGGAAGGAAGGAUAAGCGAUAAUGAUAGCGGCCGUGUCUUGGGUUCCCAAAGGGGCGUCAAAGUCGGUGCCUGAAGCAGCCGAUCCUCCGUCGAAAGAAGAAAUUGAGAAAAUUUUGAAGAGUCGACCCUUGGAAAUACGUGAAGGGAGUCAUAGUGAAGAAAAUGAUGAAACUAUGAAUGUUGAUGAUGAUAACGAUGAGGAUGAUGAAGUAGCUCGUGCAUUAUCCACUGCUGAUGCACUUGGCAAAUCUUCCAAGAGUUCGAAGCUAGAAACUGAUGGCUUAUCUGAUGCACUGAAAGAUCUGGACAUGGAUAACUAUGAUGAAGAUGAUGAUGGUGUUGAUCUUUUCGGAUCCAGUAACUUAUAUUAUCCAAGUAAUGAGAUGGACCCUUAUUUGAAGAAACAAUCUAGUGAAUCUGAAGAGGAGGAGGAUAUCAUCAUAAAGCCAGAUGAUGCUGUCAUAGUUUGUGCCAGGAAUGAAGACGAUGUUAGCCAGAAUCAGGUUUGGAUUUUGGAAAGCGAUGCAAAUGGUGAUUUGAACAUGUAUGUACACCAUGAUAUUGUUCUCCCAGCAUUCCCUCUAUGCACAGCAUGGCUGGAUUGUCCUAUUAAAGGUGGAGAAAAAGGCAACUUUAUUGCUGUCGGCUCUAUGGAACCAACUAUUGAGAUAUGGGAUCUUGAUAUUAUGGAUGAAGUCCAGCCAACUGCUACAUUGGGUGGGAUGAUUAAAAAGAAGAAAAAGGGAAAGAAGAAAUCUGUUUCAUACAAAGAUGGCAGUCACACAGAUUCAGUUCUUGGACUUGCUUGGAACAAAGAAUUCAGGAACGUACUUGCUAGUGCAAGUGCAGAUAAGUUGGUUAAAAUUUGGGAUGUGAAAGCUGAAACAUGUACAUCAACCUUCGAGCAUCAUACAGACAAGGUUCAAGCAGUUGCAUGGAAUCAUUUUGCUCCUCAUGUUCUUCUCAGUGGAUCUUUUGAUCAUUCUGUAGUUAUGAGAGAUGUGAGGUCGCCUUCGCAUAGUGGAUUUAAAUGGUCAGUUGCAGCUGAUGUUGAAAGCUUGGCAUGGGAUCCUCACACAGAACAUUCAUUUGUGGUCAGCCUUGAGAAUGGCAUGGUUACUGGUUUUGAUAUCCGUACAGCUAGUUCUGAUGCAUCUCAUCAGCCUAAGCCAAGUUUCACUCUCCAUGCACACGAUAAAGCAGUAUGCGCAAUUGCAUAUAAUAGUAAAAUCCCAAAUCUUCUAGCAACUGGUGCAAUGGAUAAGAUGGUGAAACUCUGGGAUCUUACAAAUGAGCCAUCGUGCAUUGCUUCUCAAAACCGUAAAGCUGGAGCUGUAUUUUCCAUUUCUUUCUCAGAAGAGAGCCCUCUCACAUUAGCAAUUGGAGGUUCCAAGGGACAACUCCAGGUGUGGGAUUUACUGACGGAUGCUGAGAUCGGCAGGAGAUAUGGGAAGUAUGCCAACCAGGCCAAACCUCCAGCUUCUUCUUGACCCACCCACCCCACCCGAGUGAGAUAAAAAAAGAAAUGGGGGGAGGGGGGGUUGGGGAUCUGUAAUUUAAGGUCUCCCCUUGGGACAGGCAACAGCAUAACAUGUCUGUCCGACUCCAAGCCCUACACCACUUCAAACCUUGAAAUGGCACCUAUAGUACCCUCUACUGGAUAAAGCUUCAUCACCACCUUCCUUCCUUCCAUCUCCCCAAGUUUUGUCUCGGAAACAUGCAUACACACAUACAUAUGCAGUAAUACUACUACUAUCGUAUUAUUAGUUAGGUUUGUGUUUUUUGUCUUGUUGAACCCACCCUGGAAAUCUUUUUAUACUUAAUGGUGUUGCUGUUGGUGGGUGCUUUUUAUGUUUUGAAGCAGCGUGAUAAAUACAUAAGUUUUGGUCUUUUGUAACUAUGAUUAUUCUCUUUAUAAUUUGUUGUUGGUAUCA
Andrographis paniculata is the source of this 2120-nucleotide messenger RNA. RefSeq lists its product as uncharacterized. The transcript has 18 exons. NCBI's taxonomy places the organism in Eukaryota, Viridiplantae, Streptophyta, Magnoliopsida, Lamiales, Acanthaceae. Gene Ontology annotation, molecular function: protein binding. The coding region runs from base 207 to 1676 and encodes 489 amino acids. Gene Ontology annotation, biological process: rRNA processing. Gene Ontology annotation, cellular component: nucleus. The record is from RefSeq and is a predicted model, not a curated record.